Molecule: messenger RNA, 1355 nt
Organism: Sitophilus oryzae (rice weevil)
Lineage: Eukaryota; Metazoa; Arthropoda; Insecta; Coleoptera; Curculionidae
Exons: 4
Coding region: 302-1351 (349 amino acids)
Source: RefSeq, a predicted model, not a curated record
AACUAUUUUUUGGUUGUGUGUAGUGUAGUCUGGUGUUUAGUUUGGCGUGUAGUGUUUUCGUUUCGGUAAUUCCGUGUUUUCUGUUAUUUCCUUUGAAUUUUAAAAGCAAUUUCUAAUAUCCAAUCCAAUCUGUUUUUGAAUAUAGUUAUAUUUUGUGUUGUGGUGGUGUUGUGCUACAGUGCUAUCCACAAAUCUACAUAGAAUAAUAAAUUAAAAAAAGUCUGUGUUUACAGCUUUAUAAUAAUAUAUUCUAGAUUUAGUUACCCUGUGCUUUAUCUCAUUAUUUUAUGGUUUAUAUAGAAUGUUUAAGAUUAAAAUUGAAAAUCAUCAGAGAAAAGAAAUAAAAACCAUGGAAGUAGACAAUAUUUUUGACUCUAGUUUUUCCUUUGUAUCGAAAGAAAACGAAAAAUUUAUUAAAGAAUUUAUUGAAGUAUUCAAGGAAAAUCCAGUUCUAUGGGAUAAAACACAUCCGAACAACAAAAAUAUGUCAGUAAGGCUUGCUGCUUUGGAUAAUUUACUGAAAAAAAGCCAGGAGUACUUUCCUAAUGCAGACAUAGAUUUCGUUAGACACAGACUUGAGGGACUGAGAAACUCAUUUAGAAGGGAGUAUAGAAAGGUGGUAGCGAGCAAAAAGGCUGGGACAGAAAUCUAUGUACCUAGUUUAUGGUAUUACAAUAUGUUGCUUUUUACUGUAGGAGAAGAGGAAGAAGAAAUACCAGAAAUAACAUAUGAAUUUAAACAUGUUUGGAGCCGAGAAUAUAUAGUGCUUCUAAUUGAAUUGUUUAAAAACCAUCCCAUACUCUACUCUCCCAAAAGUCCACAAAACACAUUAGUCAAAAGGAACAAGGCGUACACUCAAAUUACGAAGAAACUGAUUGCCGAGACAGGAAAGUUCUUUGAAGUUAAAGAGGUGAGGAAAAAAAUUAUGUCGUUAAAAGACCAGUUUAGGAGGGACUUGAAAAACAAACGAGAUUCCUCAUCACUAUGGUGUCACGAAUUGUUAUCGUUCUUGGAAACAGAGUGGUUAGGAAAGAGAGAAAAGAUUAAAGAUGAUAGUUCUGAGGAUGACAUUGAAAAUACUAGAGAAUUGAGGUCCGAUGUAAGUCAAAAAUCUAAAAAUUUCCAGAAAAAUAACAGAAACUAUGACAGCGAUGAAAAAGAGGCUAAAAUAUUUGUGGAAGAAAAUUACGAUGAUAUUUUUGAUGCAAUUGGGAAAACUGUUGCCAUAAAGUUGAGAGAUAUGAGCGAUGAACAAAGGAAAUAUGCAGAAACUAUAAUAAAUGACUUAAUGUAUAAUGGGUUAAUGGAGAAAUUGACACCUCAGUCCAGACUCGCAUUAGAUGCUUUAUAAAUAA